GCAUGCGGUCCACAAAUGAGAGACAUAAUAAGACCCGUAGGGCCGCCGGGAAUAGAUGGAUGCGAUGGGAAUCAGGGAAACCCAGGACCUAAGGGUUCAACCACUCAGAAAGGGAUGCGUGGGAUACAAGGACCGCACGGGCACAAGGAAGUCAAGGCGAUAAGGGAGAGAUGGGGCCGCAAGGACGAAAGUCCAAGAGAGUUGGCUACAAGGAGAGGAAGGAGAUAUAGGAAUAAUGGGAGAAGGAAAAAAGCAACAGGCAAUGAAAUUAGUGGGAGAUAUCGAAAAUUUUAUAAAGCAAAGUUCCAUAAAAUUUCCAAGCUUCAGCAUCAUCACCAUCAUUAUUCGUUAUUAUAUUAA
Cercopithifilaria johnstoni is the source of this 360-nucleotide messenger RNA. Lineage: Eukaryota; Metazoa; Nematoda; Chromadorea; Rhabditida; Onchocercidae. The record is from the annotation of a GenBank genome assembly.